Molecule: messenger RNA, 3111 nt
Organism: Chenopodium quinoa (quinoa)
Lineage: Eukaryota; Viridiplantae; Streptophyta; Magnoliopsida; Caryophyllales; Amaranthaceae
Product: probable disease resistance protein At4g27220
Exons: 5
Coding region: 1-3111 (1036 amino acids)
Molecular function (GO): ADP binding
Source: RefSeq, a predicted model, not a curated record
AUGACAUCGAUGCAAGCCAAAAUUAGAGCAAAGAUAGCGCUGAUGACAUGUGAAAAGUAUGAGACCAUCCGUCGCUAUGACGAAAACAUGAAGAAGCUAAAAGAAGAAUUAAUUCAACUAAAUAGACGUAAUGACAACAUUAACUAUAUUUUAGAGUAUUUUAGAGGUGAAACAAGAAUGCCGUCGGAUUAUACUAUAAAAUGGCUUAAAGAUGUUAAAGAUCUGCUGGAAAAUGACGAAGAGCUGAUGAAAUUGAUGAAGGAGAUAGAUGAUGAAGAUCAGGAAAGCAGCAGAAAUCGGCAAUCAAAUGAUCACUGCUUUGGCGAUGGCGGCCGUGUCUGCAGUUUGAAACAACGGUAUGAAGCUAGCCUUAAAGCUAAGGAGAUGGCCGCUAGAGUUGAGCCAACGGUGAAGAAUUUUCCCGGCCAAGAUGUUAGUACACGCAUCUUUCGACCUCUAUAUAUUAAAGAGAUUGAAGAAAAGGGAUAUAAAGAGUAUCCAGUGAAGAAGUUGGAUUUCAGAAAUGAAAAUCUUGUACAAGUAGUGAGCAAGUUAAAAGAAGUUCAGAUUGAUGCUAUUGGCAUGUUUGGCGACGACGGUGUGGGUAAGACAACAUUGGCAAAAGAAAUUGCCAACAAAGGAGCAAAUGGUAUGUUGUUUGAAAAAAUUGUGAUGGUUGAGGUUUCAAGAACCCCCAAUGUGGAACACAUUCAAGAUCAAAUUGCAGAGCAACUUAAUCUGAAAUUAAGCAGUUUGCAUAGUACAGAGCAGAGGGCAGAGGAUCUGCUCAUCAGUCUGAAGAAAAUUACUAAGAUACUCUUUAUAUUGGAUAACCUCUGUGAGAAAAUUGAUCUAGGAAAAGUUGGGAUACCUCAACCUUAUCAUAAAACAACACAACAAUUUUGCUGCAAGAUGGAACGAGUUGUAGUUAAUGUCAAUGAUGGACUAAAAGAACAAGAAGAGGCGGCGGAGAAGAGAAUGUUGAACGAGUGUGGAGGACUGCCCCUUGCUAUUGUGGCAUUAGCUUAUGUGCUUAAGGGUCAAGAGUUGUCAACUUGGGAACAUUUUGCUACUGAAUUGGAAAAACCCAUUUCAAUUAGUCAAGCCAAAAUUAGUGGUGUGAAUCCUCAAACAUACUCGAUUCUACAAACAAGCUACAAGUUUAUGGAAAGUGAAGAGAAAAGGAAAUUCUUCUUGCUUGCUUGUUUGUUUCCUUCGGGUGCAAGUAUACCUGUUGAAGAAAUGAUGAGAUAUGGCAUCGGAUUAGGGUUGUUUCAACAAGUGGACAACCUAAUUGAAGCCAUGGAACUAGCCAACAAAUGGGUUGAUGAACUCAAAUCAUCAGCUUUAUUGUUAGAAGACCAUCGCCAAGGUUAUGCAAAAAUUCAUGAUUUGGUUCGGACAUCUACGAUAUCUCUGGCAGAAAAAGAUGGAGACAAGGUUAUGGUGGAAGCCUUUCCUGAAUGGCCAUCGUUGGAGACUUUCCAAGAGUUUUAUGCCGUAUCUCUCAUGUCAGGCAUUGAUCAUUCUCGAAUGAAUGAUCUCAACUCCGACAAGCUUCAAAUAUUGAUAUUAGACAAGAGCAUACCUCGAGGUCAAUUUUCUGAUAGUUUCUUUGAUGGGAUGUUAAAUCUAAAGGUUUUAGUGCUAAAAGGAAUGGACUUUACACUGGGGUUGCCAAAUUCCAUUAGAAAAUUAAAGAAGAAUCUUAGAACGUUGCUCUUGGAGAAAUGUAAGUUGGGAGAUAUUACUGGAAUUGAUGAGUUGACAAACCUCGUUGUUCUUAGUUUGCGUGAAUCAAGUAUGGAGGAAUUACCGGAGGCAAUAGGUAAUCUUUGCAAUCUUCGUUUGUUGGAUUUGAAUGGGUGCGCGAUUAGCAAGAAAGGGAUAUCAGCUAAUGUUGUCGUCCUAUCUAAACUGUCUAAGUUGGAAGGACUUUACGCUCUUAGUAAUGGCUUGGUAUUUGAUUAUGAAGAGGGUGAAAAUAGAAGUGAAUUUGCAAUUGAUGAGUUGGAUGAAGUGCAAGUAACAUUUGAAGAUUGUCCUAUUAACAAUGAACUCGAGUUUGUCAAAAAACUGGAUCAAUUUCAAAUAUGUGUUGGAAGGAGGACUAGCUCUGAUUCAAGUAUGUACUCUCAAUCCCGUGCUUUGCUGCUCAGCCACAUAAAAAAUCCGAACUCAGUUGCAAUAUAUAAGAGUGUGAGGGUAUUGCGAGAGAAAAUUCAAGUGUUAAUCGUAAAAUUUAUGUGGGAGCUCCAACAUGUAUUUGAUGAUCACAUCCACCAACAAGAAGACGAACCAAAGAUGCAAAGCUCAAUUCUUACAUUUCCGCAUUUGCAACAUUUGAUGGUUAGGCUAUGCCCGAAGAUGCAAUCUAUCUCAUCAAUCCCUUUCGUGGCACCCGAAUUGGCUGAGGUAACUGUGUCAUCUUGUGAUAGUAUGAGAUUCAUUUUUAUGGAGCAUGAACGUCAAGAGAAUGAAGAUGAGGAUGUAUUUAUUAAAAGAUUUUCUAGUUUAAAGAGGAUGAGCCUAGAAUAUCUUUCGAAAUUGGAAAGUCUUACAAUGAUAUUCCCAUCGUUGGAGCAAUUGGUCUUGUACUGUUGUGGCAGAAUUGUAACGCUAUUCGAUGUAAGUUGUACGUGGAAAAAUAUUUAUCGUUCCAGCUUUAAGAAUUUGCACAAGUUAGAAAUUACAAGAUGUGACAAACUUGAAACAUUGGGUUCGCUAUCAAUAGCAACGGCACUUGUGCAACUCAAACAAUUGUCCAUAGAUAGGUGUCCACAACUAAGGGAAGUUAUAAGUCACGAGGAAGACGAGGAAAUAAGGGGUCUCACAUUUGGUUAUGAAUUUCUUCCAUUGCUUGAAAGUGUUAGACUUAAAGACUGCCCUAAGUUGAAGAUGUUUAUAUCAGGAGCAAAGCUUAAGGAUAAAUUUCCUAUAUUGUUGUUGUUGACUUUGCAAAAAUUGGACAUUAGCAAAUGUCCUGAGAUGAAGUUUUUCUCACUUGGCCCUUCUUUCAAAGCACCCAAAUUAAAUCAUAUUGAUUUUGAUUAUGUGGCUACUCCCAUGGACAACGAGACUAAAGAAAUUAAUUUCUUAUUCGAGUCCUAA